AUGGAUGCAGACCCGGCUUGCAAGUCAGAGCCGUCCUUCACUCAGGAUGCCCAACCAAUGCGGCCAGCGAGAAGACGUGUGAACUCAGACGACACAGAGCGUCCACCUUCAGCCCAGCGUACGCAAGAUGAGGUCGAUGGCCAGGCUGAUGCGAACGCUGGAGAGCAAACAGAGGAUGAAGAUAGUGACCCUGCAGGAAGGAUCGAGGAUUUUGACUGGGAAGAUCUCCACGUUCGGUACCACGAGGCUAUGAAUGGUUGCCACAACGAAGAGUCGGAACUGAUGCAGGAAUGGGAAAACAUCAGCGUGGUCAAAGCCUUCGAGAGUGCGCUCAACCUCCUCAAAGCCAACGGCAUUGGUCGUUGA
Molecule: messenger RNA, 366 nt
Organism: Alternaria postmessia
Lineage: Eukaryota; Fungi; Ascomycota; Dothideomycetes; Pleosporales; Pleosporaceae
Exons: 2
Coding region: 1-366 (121 amino acids)
Source: RefSeq, a predicted model, not a curated record